This is a messenger RNA of Yamadazyma tenuis ATCC 10573, 3855 nucleotides long. It is a transcript of the gene PDS5, whose product is annotated as Pds5p. Gene Ontology annotation, biological process: mitotic sister chromatid cohesion; DNA repair. The record is from RefSeq and is a predicted model, not a curated record. NCBI's taxonomy places the organism in Eukaryota, Fungi, Ascomycota, Pichiomycetes, Serinales, Debaryomycetaceae. Gene Ontology annotation, cellular component: chromatin; nucleus.
AUGGCUUUACUGGGAGAAACCCCUCCAAAGUCAAAGUUGACGUUCUCUAAACUGAUAAUAUCAACACCACAAAAUCCAAUCGCCACCAAGGAUCUCGUCAAAAGACUCCAGCAAUUGAGCGAAGAGUUAAGUACCAUUGAUCAAGAGAACCCAGAUUUGAAAUCCUUUGAUCAUAUCAAACAAGAUCUCGUGAACCCCAAGCUCUUGAAAAGUUCUAAUAGUGGAGUACAAGCAUACGUUUGCUGUGCACUUGCUGACAUCUUGAGAGUCUAUGCCCCGGACGCCCCGUUCACGUCUGUUGAAAUAUCAUCAAUUUUCAAAGCUUUCUUUAAUCAAUUCAAGAAGUUGUCUGAUACUCAUAACUUAUACUUCCAGCAACAAUGCUACCUUUUGAAGAGACUUGCUGAGGUGAGAUCUGUGGUCUUAAUUGCUGAUGUGGCUGAUUCGGAACAGUUAAUUGAAACUGCUUUCAAUGUAUUCUAUGACUUAUCGAAUAAGGAUUUUCCACAUAGGCUUGAACCCUUGAUUUGCGAUAUCCUUUCAGAGAUAAUGGCUGAGGCAGAAGUAUUACCCCAUAAUGUGUUGAAGCUAGUCCUAGACAAGCUUUUGACCAACAACCCCAAUACCUCCAAUAUUACUUCAAGCAAGAAAAUCUCCAACCCAGGUUUCAAGUUUUCAGUCAGUAUAUGUGAAGCUAACGCUGAUAGCAUGUCACGGCAAAUAGCUCAGUAUUUCUCGGAAAUGUUGUACGAGACCUCACAGCAAAUGGAUCACUUUAAGCAAGACUCUACCAGUAAAAUGAUUAACAUGAAAGCUAUCGAGGCUUUGAAGAGAAUUCAUAAAUUGUCCAUUCAUAUAUGGUGUUAUGUACCUGGUCUAUUGCAAUCUGUGAUGGGACUUAUUGAAGAAGAACUCAAUGCUGAUGAUGAGACCGUCAGGAUUCUCGCUACUGACGCCAUUGGUCAGAUGAUUGGCUCUUCAGGUUCAUCCCAAAACUUCAUUAUCAACUACAGAGAAACCUGGAAUUUAUGGCUUAAAAAAACCUUAGAUGUGUCUUCUAGUGUAAGGUGCAAAUGGGUUGAACAAGUUCCGAUGAUAAUAAAUAAUGCAUCCAGUUUGACUUCAGAAGUGACCACAGAGCUUUGUCGUGGGUUGAACAAAUGCUUAUUGGAUUCGGAUGAAAAGGUUCGGCUUGCCAGUUGUAUUUCAAUCGAAAAGGUCCCAUUCGAGAGCUUUACUAGAAUAUUCAAUAAAGAUACAAUGGAAAUAUUGAGUCAAUUGAUUCGAGAAAGAAACUCAGAUAUCAGAAAACAAGCAAUUGUGACAUUAAGUAACCGGUGCAACCAAUACUUUGGUUCUAUUGUCAACAACCAAGUAAUUGAUUUUGGUGGAAAGAAUAAAGAGGAAAGUGAAUUGGAGGAGUCCUCCUUCAAACAAAUCCCCAACCAACUUUUGUCCUUAAUCUAUAUUGACGAUAAGGAUAUUAAUUCAACAUUGGAUGUAUGUCUUUUCGAGAAAUUAUUUCCCCUUUCUGAGAGUACUACACAAAGAGUUAACAGAAUUUGUCAAAUAUUCCAAAAUCUUAACGAAAAGAGCAUGCAAGCCUUUGAAGCCAUAAAUAAAAGGCAACAAAGAAGCGCUGAAGUUAUGGAAACUUUUGUAAAGUUGUGUGAAGACUACGCUAAGAUUGGUACUUUUGCGGACGAGAAGGAAAACGUAUCCGAAAGCACGAAGAAGCAGUCAAAUGAGGAGAGACUGAUCUUAGUCAACAAGCUUGAAAAAGUCGCCAAGUGGUUUAGCGAAUCAAUAUCAGAUGGAUUGAAUAGCUUCUCAUGUUUAGAAAGAUUCUUCAAGUUAAAAAACUUUCGAUUCUUAUAUUUGAUCAGGCAGGCGGUUUCUUCUAAUUCUGAUUUCUUGUUGGUUAAGAACUCUAUUAAGGAGUUGUUGACAAAAUUGAGCAACCCAAAGAGUAUUCGAGUUGAUGAAGAGAAGAAUGCUGUAUCGACCACGGAUAUGGUGUCUGUAUUUAAAUUGUUGCUUUUCAGAUCAUCUUUGAUCAUAUACAACAAAUCCAACAUUGUCGAACUACUCAAGUUUUCGAAAGAUAGUACGCACAAAUGGAACCCUGUCUCAAAAGACCUUUUGGCAAACGUUUCAGAAACCGUACCAGCUGUCUUUACUAGCCAUAUUAUUGAUUUAGUUGAUACUAUUAAGGAUUCUGAAACAAUACCAUCCACCAGAGCCCAUAAUUUGAAAACUUUGUAUCAUACGGUAAAGAAAAUUCCAACUGCAUUCCCAAAAGAUAAAGAAUUUGGAUUACUAUUAGAAAAGUUAUCGAUUCAUGGGUCACCUAGGGAAGCUGAAUUUGCCAUCAAAUUGAUAGGGUUUAGUCCUAAAAAAGUACUACUUUGUGCUCAAGUUUCUGAAGAGAUUCUUCCUUUGGAUAUCCACUCCUCCUUACUUCCUACCCAUUUGGCUUUUCUUGCCGGCCUACUUUUAGUUCAUGCGCAAGUUGUUGAAGAAAGUAUUAGUGACAUAUCUGCUACUUUGAUAAAAUCUAUUUUACUUUCGAAUGGUGAAAUAACUGAAGAUAUAGUUAAUGAUGAAUCUUUCAUCAGUGACUCAAUUUUACAGGAGAACCCUUCUCAAUAUCAGUCAUUGGUUAAUAAGUUGCUUGUUUUGAAGAUUUUUACAAACAGAUUAAAGCUGUUGACAGAACGGGAAGUCGAUGAACAACAAUUUGUUGAUACUUCCAAGCCUAUAAUUAAACUAUUUGUGAUGUUGGUUAUAAAUGGUGGUGAAAUUGUCAAAGAAGUCCCUACCCCUAUGGCCUAUCGACUGAGGUUGAGAUUAGAGGGAGGUCUAAGCUUACUCGAAUUAGCAAGGCACUCUAAGUUUGGUGAAAGUUUUGGCGUGGAUAUUCUCAACAAGUUAGUACUCUUAGUUCAAGAUGAAAAUCGAAGUGUGAGGUCAGAAUUCUUGAAAGCCUUACAGAUGUAUUUAUCCAAAGAUGAGAUAAAUGAAAGGUUUUUGAACUUAGUAUUUUUCAUGAAUAAUGAGGUAGAUGACGAUUUAUCAUUAACUGCACAAACAUGGAUUAAAUCAAUGAUCAAAAAACUGCAAUCAAAAAAGUCCAUCAAAUUCGAAAAGUCAUUAGCCAUUUUGAUUCAUAUGCUAAGUCAUAACCCAAAAUUUGCUCAAGAACAAGACACAUUGAAAGCAUACACUUUUGCUCUUGAGGUUUUAAUGUUCUGCUUGCAUAAUCUUUUAAACUCUGAGAAUAUUUCACUUUUGUACUACUUGGCUAGCAGAGUUAAGCAAUUCAGAGAUGCCACCAUUGAGCAAUCCUUAUAUGACAUAAGACCCUAUCCUCAAAAAGUCAAUAACGUCUAUUGUGUUGCUGAACUUUGUCAGUUAAUUAUCAAAGAGUUCAGUGAGCACAAAAACUGGCCAACUUUAAGCUGGCCUGGAAAACUCCAACUUCCGAAAGAGUUCUUUACAUCAUUGUUGAGCACUAGUGAAGCACAUGCAAUCAUUACUAAAGUCUACAUUUCUGAGGAGCUCCAGAUUCAGUUAAGGGGGUUGAUAAAACAACGUUUGUCUAGCGGAAACAAGAAAAGGCCGGGUAAGUCAAACCCUCUUAUUAAAAGAAUCAAAACCAAUAAUUCAAAGGUCAGAGUUGUACCCAAACCUAAAGUUCCAAAAGCACUCAAAAGCACAAAAGGAGGUAUUGAAGGUAAUGAACCAACCAGAAAGAGCUCCAGGUCCAGAAAAGAGGUUAACUAUGGGGGUCUUGACAGUGACAGUGACCUUGAUAUGGAUAUGGAUGAGAGUAGUGAUGAUAAUGAUUUUUAA